UAUUUCCCGAGGCGCGCCCGUCACAACCAACAGAAAGUCCGGUGGCUGGCCCCUCGACUCCCUUGCACCUGCACUUCUUCGACCUCGCGCUCUCAAGAAGUUUGUGGUUACGUCCAAGCAAAGAAUGCUUUCCUUUCUAGCGAAAAAGGUUCCACGCACCAUAACUGCGAGCCAGAACCCCGUGGUCUUCGAUGGGGGCGGUCUUUCAUCGAGUUCAAGGCUCCGACCGACCGAUAUUUAGUGAUCAAUCGCUGGCCACCCAGUUCAAGUGAUGCAAACAGAAACAUUGCUUUACGACCACCACUUCACUGGCAUCGGCACCAGACAGAGACAUUCCAUGUGCUAGAGGGAACGGCCGAGUUCCUCUGCGAUGGUCAAAAGAUAAUCAAAAAAGCGGGCGAUUUGAUCACAAUACCAACCAAGGCGAUCCAUACUUUUCACAAUCUUAGCGAGACACAUGAGUUGCUGAUUGAGUUCGUCCUUGAACCGCAAUGGCGCGAGCGAGAUGAGUCGUUCUUCCGGAACGUACAAUCUUAUCGAGAUGACUGCCGCAAAGCUGGUAUCCCACGAAGUUUGCCGCAGGUCCUACUCUUCAACUGGGUCGGUGGAGUCGUUCUUGCUCUGCCAGGGCCUGCAAUAAUUGCGAAGCCUCUAGGUGUAGUCUUGAAUUUCUUCGGUGGGCUCUUGCUGGGAAAAUAUGUCUUGGGAUAUAAAGAAUCUUACCCUGAAUACUAUAAAGCACGGGUCUAG
This is a messenger RNA of Penicillium daleae, 750 nucleotides long. Its product is annotated as cupin domain-containing protein. NCBI's taxonomy places the organism in Eukaryota, Fungi, Ascomycota, Eurotiomycetes, Eurotiales, Aspergillaceae. The annotation marks the transcript as partial. The transcript has 2 exons. The record is from RefSeq and is a predicted model, not a curated record.